AUGCAGCAGCGACCGCCAAACCGCCCAUCUCCCGCUGCGACCCCGGGACCGUCGCUGCAGAACUCGAAUCAGGGGGUCUCGGGAUUGCAAACAAAUUUCAUGGCCCCCCUUCCACCCCCUCUCCCGUCCUUUCCAACUAAUGGGAUCACCCCUCCACAUCCUCACCCUGUCGCACCGUUCCCACCCCCUCCCCAUUCUCAUGGCACGCUCCACCUUGGACCAAUCGCUCCACCUCCUCCUUCCUCACCUCACCGCUCUCAACCGUUCUACACACUAGCCAUGACUCACCUCCCAACAAUGAACCCUCGUCCUCGUCCACAUUCUUCGCUCUUCCCUCACUCGCCCCCUCAGUUCCCUCUUCCUCCACCUCCUCCUCCGCCCACCACCAUUCUCGAAAGCAGACAGGCAGUAUUGCCGAUACUACCAAGACCACAACUGCUGCAACCGGUACCGCUCCGGUUCCCUUACCCUACCACAAUUAACAUCACCUGCACCCACUGCGGCAAUCAUCUCAUAGUGGACCUCACUGCUCAUCACCUGACUAGUUUCAGGGGGCCCCCCUCCAGACCCCAGUUCGUCCACACAGCUCAAAAUGGUCCAGUCUUCUGGAGGCUUCCGUUGGUGCGACCUCUGACCUCAAUGACCCCGCCCACCCAGACCUCUGUCUCGGUCUCUUCGUCUGCUCCAUUACUCAAUGCACACGGAGCUCACCUGGCCUCCCAUUCUCGUCCACCUCCUCCUCCUCGCGAAACUCCAAGAGAGACAGAAAAAGAGCCCAGAUAUCGAAAAUCUUCGACGAAAAGUUCGUCAGGGUCUUCGUCCAAGAGUAAAAGGAGUGUUGGAGGGAGAGAGGUAUCCUCGCGUCUAACGGCUGGAAUAAUUCCGUACCGAGAGAGAAGAAGAGCAACGUCAAUAGAAACACAUGCCAGACAACAGCUGGAACUGGAGUUUGCAACUCUGGAAAAGCCGACUGUGAUGAAAAUGGGAGAGAUAGCGGGGAGGCUGAGUGUGUCCCGGGAGUUUGUGCGGCAGUGGUUUGCCAGUCGUCACCACCGACUGCAGCAGAGAGCAUCAUCGUCGUCGUCGUCAGGGGAGACUCGGGAGAGAACGAUUCCCUCAGACACUUACGAAAUAACGGUCGAAGUCCCUCCCACUGAUAGUUACUUACUGCCUCCUCAGACUGUGGUAGUUCAGAAUGAUACUUCACCCAAGUGA
Geodia barretti is the source of this 1215-nucleotide messenger RNA. The record is from the annotation of a GenBank genome assembly. Lineage: Eukaryota; Metazoa; Porifera; Demospongiae; Tetractinellida; Geodiidae.